CCACCGCUUGUCUUCCCGCUAGAUGGCGGUACAACUUGUGCUCUCGCGUUAUCUUCCUACCCGCUUUUGCGCAGUCGAGGAAGUGAAGAUGGCAGCCGCCGUGAAGGGACCUGUCGCGGUCGAAGACGUUAACGUCACUUUUGAAGAUCAGCAGAAGAUCAAUAAAUUCGCCCGGAACUCGAGUCGGAUGUCGGAACUCAAGAGUGAAAUAGAGGCAAAGAAAAAAUCGCUUCAGAACUUACAGGACGCCAGCGACGACCUCAUGAUGUUGGACGACGACUGUCAGUUGAUCCCUUAUCAAAUCGGUAACGUGUUUGUCAGCCACACCCAGGAGGAAACGCAAGACAUGCUGGAGACGGCUAAGAAAGCACUGGAGCAGGAGGUCGGAGGCCUCGAGGAGAAAGUGUCAGGGAUACAGCAAGUGUUGGGGGAUCUGAAGAUCCAGCUCUACGCCAAGUUCGGUAACAACAUUAACCUGGAGGCAGAUGAAAGCUGAGCAGUGAAAUGGACUUUGACAGUUUCGCCAACACAGACUUUUUCAUGCAGCUCUCGUGUCACAUCCGCAGGACGUUUGCCAAACCGAGCAUCAGCAGCUUAGGUUUGUAGCUUCUGGCUUUUGUUAACACAGAUGAUAUUCACAAAGACACAAAGGUAAAAAUAAAUAAAUACACAUC
Messenger RNA from Paralichthys olivaceus (Japanese flounder), 674 nucleotides. It is a transcript of the gene pfdn4, whose product is annotated as prefoldin subunit 4. Lineage: Eukaryota; Metazoa; Chordata; Actinopteri; Pleuronectiformes; Paralichthyidae. Gene Ontology annotation, biological process: protein folding. Gene Ontology annotation, cellular component: cytoplasm; prefoldin complex. The record is from RefSeq and is a predicted model, not a curated record.